Molecule: messenger RNA, 1473 nt
Organism: Mesorhabditis spiculigera
Lineage: Eukaryota; Metazoa; Nematoda; Chromadorea; Rhabditida; Rhabditidae
Source: the annotation of a GenBank genome assembly
AUGCUUUUGCUGCUGAGCCUCACCGCCUUCAUUUUAUUCCUGUUCCACGAGCUGUAUUGGAAACGCAGGCAUCUACCGCCAGGGCCUCUUCCGCUCCCGUUUGUCGGGAAUGUGCUAUCAGUGGUGGCCAAACCGCCCGGCUAUGAAACAUUCCGGCGUUGGCGGCGCGAGUUUGGGCCCGUGUUUACGUAUUGGUUAGGACCAAUUCCGGCCGUCGUAAUUGCCGAUUAUGACUUGAUGAAGGAGACGAUCAUCAAGGACGGAGACAAAUAUGCCGACCGUUUCAACACGUUUUUCACGCAGGAGUGGAGAGGAGGAAGGUACGGGAUUGUCGAUAAUUCUGGGGAUCCAUGGCGCGAGAUGCGGCGUUUUGCGCUGCACACGCUCCGCGAUUUUGGCAUGGGACGGAAUUUGAUGGAGGAGAAGAUCCUCUCCGAAGUAACAGCCCUUCACGAACGUCUGGCUAACCAGGGCGGCAAGCCGGUCGCCCCGCAAUGGGAAUUCGACCUGGCCGUCGGCUCGAUCAUCAACAACGUGCUGUUCGGGUAUCGAUUUGAAGAAGACAAACAGCUCGAAUUCGCCGAACUCCGCCGCCUGCUCAGCGAGCAAAUGAAGCUGCUGGCCACGGCGUCUGGCGGUUUGGUCAUCACCAGAUAUUGGUCGCGUUAUAUCCCCGGAAUUAGAGACGUUUACAAGCGGAUCAUGAACAACCGCGACCAGCUGUUCGGCUUCUUCAAUCAGCAGGUCCAGGCCAGGAAGAAGACGAUGGACUAUGAUUCGGAUAUCAGUAACGACCUUGUCGAGUGCUAUCUAAAGGAGCAGCACAAACACCAGGAUGAGCCAGAGUUUGGAUAUUACAGCGAGGCGCAGCUUGAGAAUGUCCUGAUGGAUCUAUGGGUGGCUGGUAUGGAAACGACGUCCAACACACUAAACUGGGGCAUCGCUUAUCUUCUGAAUGAGCCUGAAGUGCAGAAGAAAAUUCACGCCGAGCUGGACCGGGCCAUCAAGAGUGAUCGCACAAUUACGCUCGCCGACAAGCCGAACCUGAACUACAUCAAUGCGACGCUGAACGAGAUUCAACGCGUCGCCAACCUCCUGCCCCUAAAUUUGUUCCGAAAAACAACAGAAGACGUCGUAAUCGCGGGCCAUCCGGUUCCCAAGGACACCAUGGUUAUCCCGCAGAUUAGCGUCGUGCUGUUGGAUGAGAAGAUUUUCCCCGAACCCUACGCCUUCAAGCCGGAGCGCUUCUUGAAUGCGGAUGGGAGCUUGAAGAAGGUUGAGGAGCUGAUCCCGUUCUCCAUCGGCAAGCGACAGUGCCCGGGCGAGGGGCUGGCCAGGAUGGAGCUGUUCAUGUUCUUCGCCAACCUGCUGCAACGAUUCGAGGUCCAUUCUGAUGAGAAGCCUUGCCUCGAAAAGGAGAUGGGGAUCACGACUUCGAGUCGCCCUUAUAAAUGCUACUUUAGGGAAAGGAAA